AAAGCACAGCAUGGCAUCACACGUGGCACGAUGCCAAAAGUAGCCAGCACAUCCACCUGGCUGACGGUGACGUUCACGGUGGAGCGCUACAUCGCCGUGUGCCACCCGAUCCGCGGCCAGGUCUACUGCACCGAGUCGCGGGCGCGCCGGAUGAUCGUCAUCGUCUACCUCUUCUGCUUCCUCACCACGCUCUCCACGCCGUUCGAGUUCGAGGUCAAGGAGCGGCUCGAUGAAGAGACCAACAGCAGCGUGCUGAGCACCGGCUACAACGAACACCUGGGCGACAACGACGAGUACAAGAAGGCCUUCUACUGGUUCAGCGCCGUCGUCUUCACCUUCAUACCGCUAGUGCUGCUGGCCGUCUUCAACAUGUUCCUGAUCCUGGCCGUGAAGGAGUCGCGCCGGCAGCGCGCCGUCCUCUGCGCCGGCGAGAGCCAGUCGCAGCAGCAGGAGAACAAGAUCACCAUCAUGCUCAUAUCGGUGGUCAUCAUCUACAUGCUGUGUCAGCUGCCCUCGGCCGUGAUGCUCAUCUACACCGUCUCACCGCCCAAGAGCAGCGACGAGGACGGCGUUCGGCGCAUCCUCGGCAACAUCUUCAACCUGCUGGUGGCCAUCAACGCCGCCAUCAACUUCGUGCUCUACUGCGCGCUCAGCGACAAGUACCGCAAGACAUUUCUUGUCACGUUUUGCCGGUGCUGGUUCGGAAAGGCGGCGGGUGUACCGUCUGCUCUACCGACAGCCUACAGCAACGUCUCGGACUUCUCGCGAACCGGCUCUCCGCGCAGUAACAGCUCUAAGCGCAGCUCCCUGCGCUCUCAGCGCUCGGUGAACGGCGCGCGCAGCUCGGUGCGCGGCCGCGGCGGCAGCCCCGCCGAUCCCCCCGCCACCUUCCUCGGAGUCCCCGGCUCAAAGUCCACCGAGAGCCAGGGUCUGUUGGACGCCACCGGAAGGCCGGUGACGGCCGGGGGGCAGCGCGCAGGGACCCGCCGCCGCCGGCUCAAACUGCCCAGCUGGCUGCGGUUCGGGGGAGGCAGGCGGCAGCACAACAUCGUGGUGACGACUCCGGACGGCAGCCGGGAACAGGACGUCACCGCCGUCUGAGGGAGGACCCGAGUGCCAGGCAGAGAUUCUGAUGAGAUCUCGCGGUCCUGGCUGAGCUAUUCACACGUCACGGUGACUUGUGCGUCACCCGAGAGAUUCGUCGCCGCUCCGUCCUGGCGCCGACGGGCUCUCGCCAAAAGUUCAGAGCUCCUCGGUGUGUGUAUCUGCGCUCAUGGCGUGUUCUGAGCAGAAACCAGUCACCUGCCGAGCGCAGUGUUUGCCGUGUGCUCUGAGCUGCGCAGCCAGCAGCAGUGAGCCCGGGCGGAGCCGUGAGGCAGCAGUGAGCGGGCGGAGCCGUGCGGAGCCGUGGGGCGCCCGCCGGUACCGGUCACGAGGGUCAGUGUUUUAUCCAGCGGCGCACCUGGACCGUGGCUACGACCCGCUGUGAGCGCGCCGCUCAGACACUGGCCGCCGCCGCGGGGCGCCGGGCCAGCGCCGCCGGAGAAGUCAUCAAAAGUACCUGUGUGUCGGCCGACAGCGCGGUCGGUAGGAUGUGCGCGACCCCGGGGACACCCGCCGCUUUACAGGCCCGGGGGCGCGACCCGCACCGGGACGGGGCUGCGGACCCGGAGCCACCGGUCACAGUAGGGGACCAUGUCCGUGAGAACCGGGGACGGGUCUAGUGGACCCUCAGUGAGGCGCCGCCAGUGUGCGACUUCAGAGUCGGGCGGAAUGCCGGUACUCUCUCCGAAUGUAGGCCCGUCCGAGCCAACUGUAGUGAGUGGCGAGAUGAGUCAGCGACAAGCACCGAGUCCGAGGCAGGCAUCUGUCGUCUUCAGAACCGGUGUUAUGUGGCGCCAAUGUGGGAAACAGAGUGGACCACAGCGAUCAGACCGGCUUGCGGACAGCCGACAGACCGCGUCCGCGCGUCACUGCCGGACUUAGGUAUCUGAGAGAGACAGAGACGGCCGCAGGUAGUGGCAAACAAUGCAGAGCUUUGUGCUAAUCAAAAGGCCGACCACCGCCUGGCGAGUCGGUCGGCCGAACGGGCGUCAAACGCGGCGGGUAGAGCUGACAGGGUCAUGAGCCGACAGUGUUGCUGGUACGUCAAACGCGGCGGGUCAUAGAGCUGACAGGGUCAGGAGCCGACAGUGCUGCUGGCAACUGAAAGGACUGCGACCGCUGUAACUGUACGGGAAGGCGUGUGGUAUGUUCGCUAUUCUCGCGUUUGAUUUAAAAAUAGCUGCAAAAUUUCAAUAAUGCUUUCGUUUAGAGCUUCAUGGAGAUAGAAUCAGUUAUAUUUCGCAUGGCUUUAUCGUCAAUCAUAGCCCGGUAAUUAUUGGUUGCAAAUAACUGUUGAGUUUUUAUGAACGAUAUCGACUGUCGUUUGUGAUGUUAUGUGUGGAAUGGAUCCAUUGAUGUACGGCAUGCUGAUCCUCCUAUGGUUCAAUUCGAAGCGCAGCGGGUGGUAAA
This is a messenger RNA of Amphibalanus amphitrite, 2514 nucleotides long. RefSeq names its product FMRFamide receptor-like. Gene Ontology annotation, cellular component: membrane. Gene Ontology annotation, biological process: G protein-coupled receptor signaling pathway. Gene Ontology annotation, molecular function: G protein-coupled receptor activity. The transcript is spliced from 3 exons. Lineage: Eukaryota; Metazoa; Arthropoda; Thecostraca; Balanomorpha; Balanidae. The coding region runs from base 31 to 1101 and encodes 356 amino acids. The record is from RefSeq and is a predicted model, not a curated record.